Messenger RNA from Letharia columbiana, 1533 nucleotides. RefSeq lists its product as uncharacterized. Gene Ontology annotation, cellular component: cytoplasm; cytosol. NCBI's taxonomy places the organism in Eukaryota, Fungi, Ascomycota, Lecanoromycetes, Lecanorales, Parmeliaceae. The record is from RefSeq and is a predicted model, not a curated record. The transcript is spliced from 2 exons. Gene Ontology annotation, biological process: galactose metabolic process; carbohydrate phosphorylation. Bases 1 to 1533 code for a protein of 510 amino acids. Gene Ontology annotation, molecular function: ATP binding; galactokinase activity.
AUGAACGAGCCCGUCCCAGUGGUCAAAAACCUGGAAGACUUGUACCCAAAAGAUGCUCUCGAGUCCCAAAGGGCACGCUUUGAACAUCUCAAAAUUCGAUUCUCAGAGCUAUAUGGACGGUCUCCCCAGUUCAUUGCUCGCAGCCCAGGCCGCGUCAAUCUCAUUGGAGAGCACAUCGACUACUCGCUCUAUGAGGUCCUUCCCAUGGCCAUAGCCGCAGAUGUGCUCAUUGCAGUCUCCCCAGUACCGAGAAAAAAUCAAGAAGAAGUGAAGGUUCAAGUUGAAAAUCUCAACCCUCACAAAUUCAAAUCGGGCGAGUUUUCGGUACAGAAAGAUGGAAACGUCGAGAUUGAUGCUUCCACACUUCAAUGGACUAACUACUUCAAAGCCGGGUUCAGCGGCGCCGUCGACCUUCUUCGAAAACAGAAUUCCUGUUUCUCUUCAUGUGGAAUGCAAGUCCUUAUUGACGGCACUGUGCCAGCGGGCGGUGGGCUAUCAAGUAGCGCUGCUUUCGUCUGCGCAAGUGCUUUAGCAACUCUGCGGGCCAAUGGCUCGGACAAAGUCCCCAAAAAGGAAUUGGUGGAACUUGCCAUUGUAUCGGAGCGGUCCGUCGGAGUAAAUUCUGGAGGCAUGGAUCAAGCAGCGUCUGUAUUCUCCGUUCGAGGUGAUGCAGUCAGCAUCUCAUUUUCGCCCGAGUUGUAUGCCGAGGCGCUACCGUUUCCCAAAACUGACCCUCCAAUAACUUUCAUGAUCGCCCAAAGUUUUAUUGCUGCAGAUAAACAUGUUGCAGCUCCUGAACAGUAUAAUCUGCGUGUCGUCGAAUGCACGCUUGCAGCAGAGGUCUUGGCCGCCAAACUACGAUUGAAGCUCAAGACCGACUCUGGGCCCUUGGGCAGUAGUCUUCGUGGUUUCCAAAAUGCUUACUACGAGUCCGAGAAAGCGGAUCAGCGUUCCAGUGCUGAAGAACAGAUCGGAGUAAUGCUCUCGCUUAUAGACAAGCUUCUCGACAACUCUGAAGGCUAUACUCGUGAAGAGAUUGCCUCCACUCUAUCUAUGUCAGUCGAGGCUCUUGAGCGAAGAUUCAUGACCAAGUUUCCCAUCCGUGCCGAGCGUUUCCAUCUUGGGCUACGAGCGCGUCACGUCUUCACUGAGGCUCUCCGCGUACAGGCUUUCAAACAGCUACUGCUAAACCCACCCGCUGAUGCUGAUACCGUUUUGCUUCCAAGAUUGGGCGAUAUACUUAAUGAAAGUCACACUUCCAGCCGAGAUGUGUACGUUCACAGCUGUCCCGAGAUCGAUGAGAUGUGCGAAAUUGCGAGAGAGGCCGGGUCGUACGGUGGCCGAGUCACCGGAGCAGGCUGGGGUGGAUGUUCUGUGCAUUUGGUGCCAAAGGAUAGGGUUGAGGCUAUCGAGGCAGCUUGGGAAGAGAAGUACUACCGGAGAAGGGAACCCGAUAUUACAAAAGAGAAGCUAGCUGAGGCGGUGGUGGUAAGUGAGCCAGGACAUGGCUCUAUGAUCAUUGACUUAUCGUGA